AGCAAUCAUAGGGCUGGCCUGGACUCGGGGCUUUUUUAUAUUGGCCUAUUCUAGUCGGCUGCACAAUGGCCCUUAUCGGCGCCGGUGCACUUCUCCAGCAGCGCCUGAAUUUCGUCUGGAGAGAAGAAAAAUCAAAUCCCACUUACACCUUUGAGGACAAUCGUGCGAACAAACAGCCUUGUUCUAGAACCUUUACAACGCAGCUCGGUGGUAAGUUCUGGCGCGCACGGAGACUGAUUGGCUUUUAACCUGCUGUCCCCCCACAAACUCAAGGAUCACCGGGUUCAGCGAAAAUUUUUUCCUUGUAUUGGAGUAUCCCAUCGCGGCCUCGGGUCCGUGCUAUCGUACAAGUCGUGCUAAUAGAUAGCGCUUAAUCCGAUCUCCUUAGCUGCAAUGGUAACUAGCUACAUAUUCCGCUUGUCCUUUGGAUCGUGCUAAAAGGAAAAAACUCUAAUUGAAGUCCCGGUAUCGGUGUGAGAGCUCACAAUCUCGACAUCGUAAGGGCGACGAUACGAGAACGAGACAGCCGGCCGAUUACCCUACUGCACGGGGACAUAGUUGCAGAGUAAGUUUUAGAUCCUGUUUAAUGGGCUCUUACGUUCUCGAAAAUGAUUGGGAUUGCGGGCCGGCAUAAUCUCCCACCCCGCUCGGAUGGGCCUGGGGGCGGCAAUAUGCGGCUUUAAUAUCCCAAUUUUCGCCCCUCCCUCCCAAAGUACAUGAUAUUUGGCCUUAUGUGCUCAUGAGCUUUAGCUUGGAAUUUGCAAGAAAAAAACUUGGUGUUCGGCAUUGCUGUAUUCCGAGGUGGAGGUGCGGGCAUUGCGGAGGACGAAACUACCAUUGGGCUCGGUGGGCUGCGGGGUAAAUGAGAAAGUUACCGCUUCUUACAUGGCUUACCGCAGGGUAAUGAACAGGCGCAAAACGAACGAAACAAAUCUCGCGGAGCACCAAGAGAUAUCAAGAUCCAAUCCGAUGAUCCGCUCAACUUCUUAACAUUUUUUUCACCCCCCCCGGCCCACUCGGAUCAUCGAUACAGUCGGACCCAAUAGCCCUCAUCGCAAUGGCCACUGUGGAGGGGCAAAAAUUUGGUCAUCCCAUUCUCGGAAGGGGCUGGAACUGUGCUGCCUUCUCUUUUUCUUUUCCUCGGUGGGGUUGCUGUGGACGGGGAGAAAAUACUCAAUCUCCCGAAACCAGAUUCCCGGCUCGGGCCGCUAUCAUCGCCAAUGUGGAUAUAUGGGAAUUUUGAGGAAAGUGGAAUUGUUCAAAUCUGCAUGGGGUUUGUUGUAUUCUUAGCUGGUUUCGCUCUUAGUGACGGUAUGAUGACGAUGAUAGAGUGCAGCGAACGAGCCUCGAGUAGGCACUCUGGGCAAGAGCGAAGGGAAGAAAUUGUGGAGUGAAACGGGAUGGACUUCCUUGGGAUGCAUCGAUGACAAAUAUCCACGGAAUUGAUGUUCGUGGUCGAGUAAGCGGUCGACCCAAGCAUGACCCAAAACGACAAGUUGACAAGUCGACACUCAAGCGCUUCCUGAUCGAAUGAUCUUGCGAGAAAUUCCCGUAAGAUCGGAUAUUGAUUGAGACUGGGCCUGCACGACAUCGCUGGCUUUACAAUAGGGGCACAUGUGCAGGAUCCCGAUCAACACAAUGAGUUGGUGUUGGCUUUUUCGCGUCCACAUUUUUUUAUUUUUUCAAAAGUCCCCAAUUCUUUACAAUUUCAUCCACUAAAGGAAUUGUUCUAGUGCUCGUUCUUAUCCAUAUUUUCAAUAUUUUUUUCCCACAAAACAACAGAGAGCUAAUUUUGAGAGGAUCUUAGGAGAGUCCACGGUCGCUCUAGAAAAUGGAAGCGGGCAGUGAGAAUCAGGGCAAUAUUGUCCGGGGAAACCGCCGUCGGCCGUGGACAAUCAGCUGCUUUCCCGCAAACAACCUGCUGUCCGCCCCGCCAACCAGGGUCGGCCAUGUACUCGAAUAGUUAGGCGCAUAAGCGAACUAGCUCUUACUGGCCCACGAUAUACUUAGCAACGCCGUUGGGGGGUGGAAAGCAAUCAAUAACAUUAGGCCAACACAUCACAAAGGCUCCCUCUGGCUCAUUCUCCUUCGAUUUGAGUUGUUUGACUUGGCUUCCCCUGUCGGUGGCGAAGAAAGGAUCUUUAUUUUUCUUUUUAUCGCUCGAUGAAUUUUCGAUAUAAACAUCCAUAGCGGCAUGCGGACAAUUAGCUCCGAUAUACAUACAUACACGCCAGGUCUGACGCCAAGGCAGAGAAAGCAGAAAGAAGAAAAAAUUACUCUACUCUGAGUUUAGUCGUGCGCGCCUUCUAAUCCAGUCUUUCAGUACAUAAUGGACCAUAUGGAACCAGCUUCCAUCGAAUUUCAUAGCUAUCAGCAAUCUUCUUCUCCUCCUCCUUCUUCCAUUCUUAGUUCAUUUACGUUUCAAAAACUUUCAGAAACUGUUUUUAUAAUACUAUUAAACAUACUAAAAAUGUUUUGGAACACUAUGUUUCAACCAUUGCCAUAUUAUACUGCCCCAACUACUCCAAACUCGAGACUUCUCACGCCUCUGGUUUACCUAUACUGGGCAGUUAUGUGUUGUGUUUUAUUGCCUUUGGCGCCUAUCUAUCUGUUCACAUCCCUAAUGGGCACGAUUUAUAUCUCGACCCAGAUGGGAUGGCGAUUGAAGCAGACAAAACCUGAAGUUAUUGAGGAUAUCAAAAAGCGAUACUUGGCCUUUGUCCCCGCCACUCCUGUCCCUGAGCAUACUCCAAGCGCUGAACCCGCUCCCGUGACCGAAUCCCCCCCCGUGACCGAGUCUGCUCCCGUGGCUGAAGCCAACCCGAUCGUCGUCGAACCAGUCCAAACUGUUGUUGUUGAAGGAGUUGUCGAAGAGAAGCAAAAGGGCGAGGAUGACGCCGCGAUUGUCCCCCACACGGUUGUCGAGGAGCCUGAGGCCGAAGAGGAUGUGGACUCGGCCAUUGAACCCGCUUUGAGAGUCGAAGAGGAAUCACCCGAAUUCAUCCUACCUGUGCACGAGGAGGUUCAGACCGAGACACCGAUCAGGGAGACACACGAAGAGACUCCUCAGGUCCUUGCUAAACAAGAAUCGCUCACUGUGGGGGAGUAUAGUUCACCAAUCGUAGCGGGGUCCGAUAGUGAGGAUGUUGAGGAAAGUUGCGGUAUGGAGUCAAAAUAUACUGAGUCGGUGCCCUCCGAUUAUUCCGGGUCAGCUUCUUCCGAUAUCGAAGAAUCUGAUGAGGAUGAACUGGGUGAGAAGAAGCACAACGAAGGGCGAGGGUUGGAGGGGAUCGUGGAGGAAGAGGAAGCGGAUGAGGAGAUUUUGAGAAAGGAUCUUGAUGAGCGGGAGGUCUCAGACCAAGAACUUACCCCUCAGGCACCGGAAUAUAUCCCCCCGGCACACCGGGUUAAGCUCGAAGAGCCAGUGUUCGUACGUUCCUAUGGACCCCCAGCUUUUGGGAUUUGCGAGAAACGGGGCGUCCGCGAGAUCGUUGAUCCCCGCAAGCGCCAUUCGCAUCAAGCGCGGAUCCAACAGCCUGUCUCAUUACGGAUGGAGGAGUCCUUGGCCAGUUCUGACGAGUCAUCCCCAUACGACGACGAAUCCGAGAGGGACGGAAGCCCCCCAAUCAGCCCGAUCUCUAGCGUUGGAACCGGUAAUUGGGGAGUGAUCAUUGAGAGCCUAGAUAAAAUUGUUGAGCUCGACAUCGGAGCAGACAAGGCCGAGAGCCCGAAGGAUGACGUCGAUACAUCUGUUACUCCCGCCCCUUUGGACCCACAAAAGCUAGAGGCUCCGCAAGUGACUGAGGAUGUUUCGCCAUGUGUAGCCCCUGUUCAGCUUGUCCCGACUACUAUGGGGCAGGAGAAGCAAGCGGCAAUUGUCAGCGAGCAGACACUGAUGCCAGUAGUUGAAAUCGCGCCCAAGUUAGAAAGGAGCAAUACCGAUGACUCGGGAUUCGAAAGCGGCUCCGUCAAAGAGGUCAAGGUCCAGAAGAAGAAGAAGAAGGCUCCUAUGAAACAACGCUUAGGAAACAGGAAGAGCAAGAGGAGCUGGUAA
Messenger RNA from Tuber melanosporum (Perigord truffle), 4054 nucleotides. RefSeq lists its product as uncharacterized. The transcript has 6 exons. The coding region runs from base 2330 to 4054 and encodes 574 amino acids. The record is from RefSeq and is a predicted model, not a curated record. NCBI's taxonomy places the organism in Eukaryota, Fungi, Ascomycota, Pezizomycetes, Pezizales, Tuberaceae.